GCUUCGUAGGUAGUCCCUUUCGUUCAACAAGUCACUCGCUCUUCUCUAGAUUUCCAAGUCUUUCUCGUCUCUCUGCCUCAAGCUUUGUAUUUCCUCCUUUCUAUCUUUCCUUCAUAUCACCGCCACCAUGCUCCAUCGCCUCUUCUACAUCCUCCCUCUUCUCUCGACCCUCACAUCCGCCCAACGCUGGGGGGUCCGAGAAGACUCCCCUCCAGCCGAGACCCACGAGAACGUACAAAUCACCCAUUACUCCUCGGCCGUCACAAAGAUCAUCACCACCAACCCAGCGCAGGACCUCGACUUCACAAACGCCCAGGCCCUCACCGAUGGUAUGCUCUACCAAAUCGCGCUCGAGGCCGCCGCCGAAAAAGACGACCUGGCCGAGGCCGCCGGCACCAUCGACAGCGUCCCGCCCGCCCUGACAGUCAUGCAAGCCGGCUCCGAGAUCUACAUCUCCUCGUCCAUCAAGUUCAAUGCGCCCGGCUUCAUCACCACCUUCCCCUCGUCGCCCGCCAGCCUCGUUCUCGCACAGUGCUGCGCACUAGGCCGCUCGUUUGGCCUCGACGAUCGCUCGAGCUCGAACCAUCGCAGCGAGGGCAACUGUGGCGAGCCCGGUGCCGUGCACAUGUGGUUCAAGCAGCACAACACGAACGACUUUGCGAGGUUCCCGCAGAACGGGCGCAUUGUGACCGUUGGGUGGUAUAAUGGCGAGUACUCGAUCUGGAACCCGUGUGGAAAUAAUGAUGAUCCUACGACGGGAAAUGCGAGGGCUGAUUGGGGAUGUACGCGGUUUAUACAGGAGUUUGGUCUGACGGCGCUGCCUGCGGGGACGCAGGCGCAGCAGGUGCCGGACGAUUGGUAUAUUCAGACUAAUCAGAUCUGCCUAUAGACGAUGGUGUGGGUGUUGGAUAGUGUUUUGAAGUGUUGGGUGUUGUGUGUGUAAUAUUUCAUAACGUUGAGUCUUGGGUAUGACGGGAGGGCAGGGGGAGUUCUUGCUUUACAUAGAAGGGGUUAGUAAUAUUCUUACUCUCGAGAUUAUCUACUGUUACUGUC
This is a messenger RNA of Pseudovirgaria hyperparasitica, 1053 nucleotides long. RefSeq lists its product as uncharacterized. The record is from RefSeq and is a predicted model, not a curated record. NCBI's taxonomy places the organism in Eukaryota, Fungi, Ascomycota, Dothideomycetes, Acrospermales, Acrospermaceae. The coding region runs from base 128 to 889 and encodes 253 amino acids. The transcript has a single exon.